Centruroides sculpturatus (bark scorpion) is the source of this 3514-nucleotide messenger RNA. Its product is annotated as peroxisome biogenesis factor 1-like. The record is from RefSeq and is a predicted model, not a curated record. Gene Ontology annotation, molecular function: ATP binding; ATP hydrolysis activity. The transcript is spliced from 21 exons. Gene Ontology annotation, cellular component: peroxisomal membrane; cytosol; peroxisome. Lineage: Eukaryota; Metazoa; Arthropoda; Arachnida; Scorpiones; Buthidae. Gene Ontology annotation, biological process: protein import into peroxisome matrix. The coding region runs from base 47 to 3352 and encodes 1101 amino acids.
UUACAUUUUAUUUUUACUUAAAAUAUUUAAUUUUGUUUUACAGGAUAUGACAUUUAAAUUGGAAUAUAAUGACAGAAUAGGAUAUUUCAAUUGGGAUGGCAGAACUUAUUCAAAGGAUGAAAAUGAAAUUGAAAUAAAUGAUCGCUAUGCCAAGGAAAUCGGAUUUAAUGAAUAUCCUGUUAGUGUUAACUGUAUUAAAAAUGUAUCAUCAUGUGAAGAAGCAUUUUUGGUUACUUCUCCUAAGGAUUUGGAAAUUAUAGAAUUAAAUAAUACUUAUCUUGAAGACAACAUUAUGAAUCAAAUUAAAAUUAUAUGGAAGGAUCAGGUUUUUCCAAUUUGGAUAAACAAAUAUUUGAUAUUUGUAAAAGUUAUUCAAACUUAUCCUGACACCGUUCCAGUGAAAUUAGUCACAGAUACACGAUUUGACAUCAAAGCCAAGAAAUUUGGAUCAGAAAUUUAUACUUCUGAUAAAUCUUCAUGUACGGAGCAGAAAACAAGAAGCAUUUUUAGUAUUCUGACAAGAAUUAUAAACUAUAAUGAAAGCAGUUUUGAUAAAACUGAAAAUAAUGAGUUAAUGAAAACCUCAUUAGAUUUUGAUCUUUCUUCUGCAGUUGUAUAUAAUAAAAACAAGAAUAAUUUUAUUUCUAAAGAUCCUAUUGAUUUAAUAGCUCGUGUAAUACCUUUAGAAAGUUUCUAUUCAGAUUGCAAGACACAUUCCAAAAUAUUAGAUAAAAUGAAGAAUUUAGUUCAUUCAUCGAUAUUAUAUAUUGGUUCGUCUGUUAUCAAUGUUGAAUUGGACUGUUUUGUAGCCAAUAUAAGAAAAUGUUUGUCACCUACAGAAAAUGAUGAUGAAAAAAUGAAUAAUAGUUCAUUUCAAAAAGAUAAAAAGAAAAAGAAUGAUGAUGAUUUUAAGUUUAAUUCAACUAUAGUUCAAGUUAUUACAUUUAAUGAUUAUGAAAUUUCAUGCAACAGAUGCUUUAAAAAAGAACUGAAUACAAUUUUGCAAACAAAUUAUAUUGUUGUCCCAAAUUCAUUAAGAAAAGCAUUAGGAUUGGAAAUUUCAAGUAAAAUUCAUCUUCAGAGUAUAAAUUGGGAGCCUUCAUUACCAGAAGAAAUUAAUUUUGUUUCUGUUUCAAAUUCAGUGAGUUUGUCAGGUGAUUUUGAGAAAUAUAAAAAUCAGUGGUGUGAAAACAUGCGCAAAUUGAGUCAACCAUUUGUGUUUUGCAAUAAUACUUUCAUCAGUCUUCCAACAGAAACUGGUAUUGAUGCUGAUUUUAUUAUAAAAGCAUCAUUUAAAAAUUCUUCAGAAGUAAAUGGUCAACAGCCAUAUGGUGUCAUUGAUCCAUAUAUGUUAUCAAAAAUUACUUUAGCUAAUGAAAUUAUGCAGCCAAUUAAAAUAAAUGGAAUAAAAUUGCCUUGCCAAAACUUAAAAAUUAUUGAUCAAGAUUUUGCUGAUACCGAUUUCAUCAAACUUGGUGGAAUAAAUACAUUAUCAACUAAAGGAGCAUCAUUUCUUGAACUUUGGUUGAAUCUCUCACCUUUAGCUGACUCAAUUCUACCCAAAUAUUUCUCUACUCCAGUAUUAUUGAUAUGUGGUCCAAGAGGUACAGGAAAAAGUUCAUUAGCUCAAAACUUAAUUCAGAAGAUAUCAAAAUCACCAUAUUAUGUUUAUCAUCAUAUAAUAUCAUGUAGAAAACUACAAGGUAAAAGAGCUGAAGUAAUUUGGAAAAGCUGGAGGAAGGAAUGUAAUGAAAUAAUUCAUCGGCAACCUUCAAUACUGCUAAUUGAUGACUUUGAUAUAAUUGCACCUGCACCAUUAAAUCCCGAACAAGAAAGAUCUACAGAUGGAUUACACUAUCAUAAAAUAGUUAAUACAUUUUUAAAUUUGAUUGAACUUAUUAGAUUUUCUGAAUCUAAAAUAUGUAUUAUUGUUACUGCUAAGUCUCCUCAAUCACUUCAUCCUCUGUUAACUUCUACAAGAGGAAAUCAUAUUUUUCAGCUUACUUUAGAAAUUAAUACUCCAAAUAAAGAACAAAGGGAAUCUAUAGUGAAAGCAUUAAUUGAAUCAAAACCUUACUUAAUAGUGGAUUGUAAAGAAUAUUUAUCCAAGUUUGCUUUUAAGACAGAAGGCUGUGUUGCUGAAGAUUUAAAUAUAUUAUUGAACAGAGCUACUCACUCUGCAUGGAUGAGAGUUGAGAAUAGAAAAACAACUGAUAAGGAACUACAUUUAACAGAAAUUGAUUUUGAUACAGCUUUGAAAAAUUAUCUUCCUUUACAUAUACGAGGAAUUAAUUUAUAUAAAAGUGAAAGUAAAUCUUGGUCUGAUAUCGGUGGGUUGUCUGAUAUAAAAAAAACACUGUAUGAAAUUCUAUUUUGGCCAUUAAAAUAUCCCACAUUGUUUGAAAAUUGUCCAAUACGUCUUCAGUCAGGGAUUCUUUUGUAUGGGCCUCCGGGAACAGGAAAAACUUUGUUAGCUAGUGUUAUAGCUAAAGAAAGUGGAUAUAAUUUUAUUACUGUAAAGGGCCCAGAAAUCUUAUCAAAAUAUAUAGGAGCAAGUGAACAAGCUCUAAGAAACAUUUUUGAAAAUGCUCAAAGUGCAAAACCUUGCAUAUUAUUUUUUGAUGAAUUUGAUGCUCUGGCACCCAGGAGGGGUCACGACAGUACCGGCGUUACGGAUCGCAUUGUUAAUCAAUUACUGACACAAAUGGACGGGGUGGAGAUUUUAAAAGGGGUUUACAUCUUGGCCGCAACAAGUAGACCCGAUCUCAUCGAUCCAGCUUUGUUAAGACCGGGGAGAUUUGAUAAACAUCUUUUCUGUCCUCUACCAAAUGAAGAAGAGAGAUUAGAAAUCCUUCAAGCUCUCAGCCGAAAACUUCAUCUAUCUUCCGACGUCGAUUUCGAAUAUUUAGCUGCUGCUACAGCCAAUUUUUCGGGGGCAGAUUUACAAUCGCUGCUAUACAGCGCCCAAAUUGAAAGCCUGCACCAUUUAAACGAUCAAAGAAAGCAGAAUAAAAGUGAAAAUGUCCACGAAUUCUCUGAUAUAAUAUAUAUCCCGUCACUGGAACAGGGUGUGGUUGGAAUCACCGAAGAGUAUAAAGAUAAAAUCUUAAAAGAAGUCGGCGAAAUUCAAAAUAAUAUCUUCGGGAAGCAGAAUUAUGUCGAAAUUAUCGAUGAUCAGAUGAUUAAUCAGACCCCCUGUAUUACUCAAAGUAAUUUAAUUAACGUUCUUUCUAAAAUGAAGCCAUCGGUUUCUCAAAACGAGAGAUUAAGAUACCAAACAAUUUACGAUUCUUUCCGUGGGGGAUCCGACUUGUUACCUAGAGCGGAGAAGAAGAGAGUAACUUUAGCGUGACGUGUGUACGGGGACCCACCACACCGUCCGAAAUCGCCCACAACUACUUUAUUUUAAUACUAAAUACGAAGAAAUUUUGUAAAUAAAAACCCAAAAUUUGUAUCUUAAAUUGGUAAAUAAAUAUCAUUUUAUUAAUAAAGAGUCGUUUGGGUGGUAGAUAAC